AUGAAUCAAUGCAACUUGUACUACAAAUAUGUUUACGAAAUAAGCCGAAAGUAUAGUGUCGCUGGAACUCAGAAGUGCCGCUGUUGUAAGUUCGAAUAUAAUGUCAAGCCGGCCAAUCGCGGGCAACUCAGCCAGUGUUUAAAGGUGCGUGCUAGUUGCGCUAAAUCAAACUUCGUCGUACGGUCGCUGCACCUGGCUAUUAGGACUCUUAUGGAUUCAUUUACAAAUGACCACCUUUCAUGUCUUGCUGUAGUACAAGACUCUUCAGUCCACUUUUGGUUUCUACCUCAAGACAAAUUUACAUGUGCAAAUUUUUUGUCUACUAAUACUAGUAGUAGUAAUAGUAGUAGCAGCAGUAGUAGUAGUAGUGAUAGUGAAGAAAUUUCUGAUCCUAAUCUAUCAACAUACAAACCUCAACCAAUAUCAACCAGUCCGAUUAAAUCAAUCCAAUGGAAUCCUCGAUCAUUUAAGCUAGCUGUUAUUGAUGAAUCCGGUGAAUGUGUUUACCUUCAACAAUUAUUGUUUGGCAAAAAUCAUGACUAUGAGAGCACAACCUCCGAAAUACUGACGUUGAGUUUACAAUCUGAAAAUUGUACAGCCACGUGUAUCGGUUUCCCUAGAAGUUCAGGAAGGUAUCUAGCUGUUGGCAUUAAUACUGGCUGGGUAAAUGUUUAUAAUUGUGGAAACAAGCAGAUAACACUACGUUGUCAAUUACGCUGUACUAAUCUACAUCCAUUUAAUGUAUCAUCUAAUGGAUUUCAACCAAAGUGUAUUAGUUGGGUGUUAAAUGAUCGUAUUAUUGCUGCUGGAUACAAUAAUGGCUCUAUUGUCCUUUUCUUAGCAGCAUCUGAUAAAAUUACUCCAAGUAAUAAAUGUGAAAACUAUGUAUUACCAUUUCCUUGUCAAUAUUCAAAGUCCAAUAAUAGAAGGAGUACUUCUCCUCUUCCUCCUGAAUGUUGUAUUUUAAAAACUUCCAAAUUUAACAGUAAUCUCUUAUGCUGUGGUUAUUCUAAUGGUUCUAUAAUCUUAUGGAAUAUACAAUGGCCAGCUGUUGGUGAUACAAAUCAAUAUAUUUUAAAUUAUUGGAAUGUUAAAUCUUUUACUAAAAGUGUUAGUCAAUUAAGUUUAAUAGAAAAUUAUAAACGUUGUAUAAGCAUUGCAUUUUCAUCGAAUAACGAUCAACUGUUGUAUAGUGCUGGGUUACCAGAUUUCAAUUUACGUGUAUGGGAUAUCCUGUCGACAUCGUGUCAAAAGCAACAACAACCUGUCAAGUGUUUAUCCCCUGAGGAUGAACUGCACGGUUACCUGAGUGUUGAUGUCGCUUCAAGGACGCAUAUUCUUGCAACUGGUUUAUUAAAUGGUGAAGUAUGGUUAUAUAAUGUACAGGAUAUUUCAGCACCAAUUCAUUGUAUCUCUACGGGAUCAAGUGAUACUUCUAUUCGCCUACUUUCAUUCUCAUCCACUUUACGAGGUGAUGUAAAUGAGAUAGACUUUAGUACUACUUCUUCUUCUCAAUUAACCAAUGAGAAUUCUUACAGUAAAUCAAUUAAUAGUACUCAUUUAACAUGUAACAGUCUAAUUCGACAACCUUUAAGUGAAUUAACUAAUAUAAGAACAACAGCAGCAACAACAACAACGGAAACAACAGAACAGGUUGAAUCACAAACAACAUGGGCAGCAAUGCUUCAUGAAUUCUAUCAAUCAGAAUCGAAAUCACAAAUUACAAAUAUUAGUUCAUCAAAUCGAUCAUUGUUCGACGAAAGUCCACUGAGAGGCGGCGGCAGCGGCGAUACCUCUGAAGCAUUGACUCUUGAUAGCAUAAACGAGCAGUCAACAUCAGCAUUGAAAUCCCUUACAAGUCAUCAUGAGUAUGAUUCACUAUUAAAAGAUAAUAAAAGUAGUAUACCUCCAGUGCCGAUAGAUGGUACGUCUAGUCAUCAUACUACUGCUACUACUACUACUACUACCGUUGAUACAGAGAAACUACAAGACACUUUGCCUACAACAACUGCUGCUUCACAUAUACCAAUUGAAGCGUUAGACAAAUAUCUUAGUGUUCGCCUAGGAUCUAUGAUGUCUGAGUUAAACUGGUCGCAUAAUGAAUUACUCUACAAGUUUGCUCAACUUGAAUGUAAACUUGAUCAAAUGAAUCAGCUGUUAUUACAAAUGAAGCAGGAAAAUGAUGUGCUGCGAGUGGCAUUAACUAAACGUAGGCCUUUUUAAAGAUAAUUUCAUAUAUGCGUUUUGUUCUUUUCCAACGCCGCCUCUCUCCCGCUCUUUCUCUCUCCUGUUACCAUUUUUGUACGCUUGCUUCUGAUUUUGCAUUUAUCUUAUACAUACACACACACGCACAUUUGUACACUUUGUCUAAUUGAAGAAAAAGAUUAAUUUUGGAAUACGGUUUUAAAUAUUUUAAGGAUUAUCACAAUAUCUAG
Messenger RNA from Trichobilharzia szidati, 2435 nucleotides. NCBI's taxonomy places the organism in Eukaryota, Metazoa, Platyhelminthes, Trematoda, Strigeidida, Schistosomatidae. The record is from the annotation of a GenBank genome assembly.